GAGCAACCUUUCUGGCACGGUUAAAAUUGGAAGAAAAGGGAAAACCCCGUCGUAGCAAGUGAUGAAACAGGGCAGGAUUUGAACGCAGGAGGAGGAUUGAUAAGAGAAUCCCCGUAAUAUAUGCCACCACCCUCCAACCUAAACGUUCACGUACGAACAGUUCUUGAGCAAUGCAGCCAUAUCAAUCAUCUCAAGCAGCUUCAAGCACAUCUCAUCAUCCUCGGCCAUGGUCAAACUCAAUUCUACGCGUCCAAGCUCGUACGCUUUUGUACAGUAUCCCUCUCCAACCUUGGCUAUGCUCGCUUCAUUUUCGACCAUCUCCGAUCCCCCAAUGUACAUCUCUACACUGCCUUGAUCACUGCCUACAAUUUGCAAUUGGAUUACAAAUCUGCACUUCUAUUGUACAGAGAAAUGGUCCGGAGAGGAAGUUCGAAGCCGAAUGAGUUCAUCUUUCCUUUAAUCUUGAAGUCUUCUCCUGAAGUCAUCAAGCAUUUCGGAACUCAAAUUGUGCAUACCCAGAUUGAGAAAAACGGUUUUUUGGAAUACCCAGUUGUAAAAACGGCGCUUUUGGAUUCGUACUCUAGGUUUUCGGCUGACAUUAGGAUUGCUAGAGAACUGUUCGAUGAAAUGUCUGUGAGAAACGUGAUAUCAUGGACUGCUAUGAUUUCUUGCUUGACUAGAGUUGGAAAGGUGGGAGAUGCCAUUUUAUUGUUUGAAGAAAUGCCUGAGUCUCUGAGAGAUACUCCUUCUUGGAAUUCUAUUAUUUCAGGGUGCACACAGAAUGGUUUGUUUCCGGAAGCACUUCUGUUUUUCAGGAGGUUGGUUCUAGAGGAGACUGUGAGCAAUCUGAAUAGACCAAACCAGACUUCUGUGGUGUGUGCACUUUCUGCGUGUGGACACAGUGGAAUGCUUCAACUGGGAAAGUGCAUUCAUGGAUAUAUGCUCAGGAUUGGAAUCCCGUCCGAUUCAUUCACUUUGAAUGCUCUGAUUGAUAUGUAUGGAAAAUGUGGGAGUUUGAAAGAAGCAAGAACAGUCUUUGAUAUAAGCCCAAAGAGAAGUUUGACAUGUUGGAAUUCUAUAAUAAAUUCUUUUGCUCUUCAUGGUCACUGGAGAAGUGCUAUUGGUGUUUUUACAGAGAUGUUGCAGCGUAGAGAUCUAGUAAAGCCGGAUGGGGUGACUUUCAUCAGUUUACUAAAUGCUUGCACGCAUGGAGGAUUGGUAGAGGAGGGGCUAAGUUUCUAUGAUUUGAUGACUAGGGAGUACAUGAUUGAGCCUGAGAUUAAUCAUUAUGGUUGCUUAGUUGACCUUCUUGGCAGGGCAGGGAGGUUCAAUGAAAUCAUGGAAGUUGUCAAGGGUAUGAGGGUUCCCCCCGAUGAGGUGGUCUGGGGUUCUUUGCUUAACGGAUGUAAGAUUCAUGGGCAAACAGAUUUGGCUGAGCUUGCUCUAAAGAAGUUGAUUGAGAUAGAUCCUAGCAAUGGUGGGUAUUAUGCAAUGUUGGCUAAUAUACGCGGGGGACUUGAGAAGUGGGAUGAUGCUUUGAGGUUAAGGAAGAUAAUAAAUGAGCAGAGUGCUUAUAAGCUACCAGGUUGCAGUUGGAUUGAGAUUGACAGCCAAGUUCAUCAGUUCUAUUCUUUUGACAAAUCCCAUUCUAUGACUGCAGAUAUUUAUUUGACUCUGGAGUCUAUACUCAGCUCUUCUAGCCUAUAAGUCUCUCUUAGGGUGUGAUUGGGAGUUUGAUUUUGGAGGGGAGGGGAAGGGAUGUGAGGGUCAAUGACCCCCCAUUUUGUGUUUGGGAGUUUUUUAAAAUGGAAGGAAAGUGUUUGGAGGUAUUUUAUAAUCCUCCUAAACCCCCGUUUUUUAGUUCCUCCAAAUCGGGAGGUUUUGAAGGUCUACUAUACGGUUGACUAGCUAUAUGAACCCACUAAAGCUGCCUCAAUUAUUUAACCGCUGAAGUUUGCAUGCCAUUUCUUUUAUAACUUUCCCUGAAAUCUUUCUUUUUUUAAAAAAAAAUCUGCCGUUUUUUUACUUAUUAGCUUACUAGUCAUUUUUUCAUUAAAUACACAAUUUUUUAUUUUGUGCGCUGAAUUAUAUAAUAAUAAACCGAUUUUGUUAUUUUCAUAAAUUUUUUAUUUCGAAUUUGGUAUUACCAAACUUGCUCUUUGUAAAUAUUGAAACAAUUUUUCAAGAAAAAAAAUCAAAGCAACUAGUAAUCUAAACAAUAAAAAAAUUUAGUAUUCAAUGUAUUAUAACGUUUAUACAAUGAGAAAGGAGUACAUGUGUCAUUUUAAUUAUAUGUCCUCCAAAACCCUCCUCUUUUGAAAUUUAUAACUCCCAAAUAAGAGGAGAGAAUCCCUUCCAUCUACCUCCCCUUCCCUUGAACUCCACUCUCCUUCAAAGCCUUUCCUCACCCUCAAACUCCCAAACACACCCUUAGGGAGUGAUGGUUUGUGAAGACUAUACAUAGCCAGACUGUAUACGUAGUCCUGAUCACCACGUAAAAUCUGAAAUAAGGAUGCACCCCUAAUAUAGUAGCUAUUAAUCUCGAGUAUAUAAUGCAUUUCAAAAUAGCUAAAAAAUCCCUGACUUGGUAGCCCCUCCUGAAAUUCUUCUGAUGAACUGGGUAUAUAAAUCUUCGUGUUUGAAUUUUGCAACACAAAGUUCAUUCCGAACUUCCACAUUCUCACACCAGCUGUUUUUUUGUCUACCAAUGUAUGUAUAGGACCUGCUCAUUUGGACUUGGAAAUUCUGUUUUAAGCUGUUCUCGUCCGGUCUAUUUGAGUUUGGUAGUGUUUAGUCUUCUCUCUUCUGAUUUAACAAUAUGUGUAUUUUUUUACUACGCAUUAUUUAAUGCUGGCUUAUUAUGAUUUAGUAUGGAAGUAUAAGUCAAAGAGAACAUGUGUGAUCAAUACAUUUGACCUCAUGAACAAAAAUAUCC
Molecule: messenger RNA, 2935 nt
Organism: Cuscuta europaea
Lineage: Eukaryota; Viridiplantae; Streptophyta; Magnoliopsida; Solanales; Convolvulaceae
Source: the annotation of a GenBank genome assembly